Molecule: messenger RNA, 912 nt
Organism: Cordyceps fumosorosea ARSEF 2679
Lineage: Eukaryota; Fungi; Ascomycota; Sordariomycetes; Hypocreales; Cordycipitaceae
Product: RNA binding domain protein
Exons: 3
Coding region: 1-912 (303 amino acids)
Biological process (GO): mRNA splicing, via spliceosome
Cellular component (GO): U2 snRNP; catalytic step 2 spliceosome; precatalytic spliceosome
Molecular function (GO): RNA binding
Source: RefSeq, a predicted model, not a curated record
AUGAACCAAAUACGAGCGAUUCAGGCGUUGAACAAGAAAGAGAUUGAAAAUGGAGUCUCCCCCGAAGCCUCAUGGCAUACCGACUACCGCGACACGGCGUACAUUUAUUUUGGCGGCCUACCGUACGAACUCUCCGAAGGCGAUGUCAUCACAAUCUUCUCACAAUUCGGUGAGCCUGUGUUCUUGAAACUCGUCCGCGAUAAGGAAACGGGCAAGUCCAAGGGAUUCGGGUGGCUCAAAUAUGAGAACCAAAGGAGCACCGAUCUCGCCGUGGACAAUCUCGGCGGCGCGGAAGUCGGCGGGCGACUUCUGCGCGUGGACCAUGCAAGGUACACUAUGCGCGACGACGAAGACCAGGAUGAGUUCAAGGUGGGCUGGGAGGACCUCCAGCGCAAACAAGGCAGGGCAGUGUCCGAGGACGAGAGCAGCGAGGACGAAGCGCCGCAACGGCCGAUGCUGCAAGAAGAGCGCGACCUCGCAAAGCUGAUACACGAACAUGACGACGACGACCCGAUGAAGGCGUUCCUCAUCGAAGAGAAGAAAAAGGAGGUGGAAGAGGCGCGCGAGAAGGCCGACAGGAAGGAGGCUAAACACAAGCACCGCUCCCACAGGUCACACAGGUCCCGGCAUGGCGACGACGACAAGAGGCGCUCUCGUCGCGGUGAAGAGCAUUCCGAGCGUCGUCACCGUCAUCAAAGCGACUAUAACAGCGACGGACGUCGUGACGAUGACAGACGUCGUGACGAUGAUGACGAGCAUCAGACCGCAGCCGAGGCAGAGGAAAGCGCGAUCGAGAACGAGACGCAGACCAUCGGCACAGGAGGCACACAAGCAAGGAUCGAGAGUCAGAGAGGGACUACAAACGACGAAGGCGGAGUCGUUCCCCAAGACGGCGUGAAACAUGAGGAAUAA